AUGCUGCGGAACUUUGGCGCAGAUGACUGGACAAUGUUAGCGACACAGCUCCUCUUCAGCGCAUACCUCACCGCCCAGUUGAUAGGGGUGGCAUAUGGAACAGGACAACACCUGGAAGACCUGAUCCCAUGGCGAGCCGAGAGGGCAUUGAAGGCGUGGUAUUUCUGCGAGAUCUUCUACGUCUGCUCGACGUCCUUCCUCAAGGUAUCCAUCGGCCUGUUCUUGUUACGGGUUGCGACGAAUAAAAUUCAUAUCUGGAUUGUGAGGAUGAUCAUGAUACUAGCGGCGGUGUUUGGCUUCGCUUUCUUAUUCGUGGUCAUCUUCCAGUGCUGGCCUAUCAGUGAUUGGUGGAGCCUGGAUCCUACCCAGAAGCAUUGUAUCAAGCCGGAUAUCGUCAUUGGCCUGACUUAUGGUGUGUCUGGGUUGAAUGUCAUUGCGGACUGGACUCUAGGGAUUCUUCCUGCCUUCAUCGUCAAGGACCUACAAAUGUCAGUCAGGCAGAAGCGACUCGUUGCGAUCAUUCUUUCCUUCGCGGCAGUGGGAUCUACAGCUACGAUUGUGAGACUGCCAUAUGUUGGCAGUUUGGCGCAAAGUUUCGAUGGCUCCGAGGGAGAUUUCCUUUAUACUACUGUCGGUGUCGCCAUCUGGACCACAGUUGAGAUAGGAGUCGGUAUAACAGCAGGCUGCAUGGCCACACUGCGGCCGCUGAUCCGCAUGGCUUUUGAAAGAUUGGGCCUCAGCAGCAGC
This is a messenger RNA of Pseudocercospora fijiensis CIRAD86, 747 nucleotides long. RefSeq lists its product as uncharacterized. NCBI's taxonomy places the organism in Eukaryota, Fungi, Ascomycota, Dothideomycetes, Mycosphaerellales, Mycosphaerellaceae. The record is from RefSeq and is a predicted model, not a curated record. The annotation marks the transcript as partial. The transcript is spliced from 2 exons.